Messenger RNA from Salvia hispanica, 1118 nucleotides. RefSeq names its product cinnamoyl-CoA reductase 1-like. The record is from RefSeq and is a predicted model, not a curated record. Gene Ontology annotation, molecular function: oxidoreductase activity, acting on the CH-OH group of donors, NAD or NADP as acceptor. Lineage: Eukaryota; Viridiplantae; Streptophyta; Magnoliopsida; Lamiales; Lamiaceae.
AGCUGUGGUAGUUUGAUCUGAGUGUGAAAAUGGCAGAAAAUGGUAAGAAGAGUGUUUGUGUGACCGGAGCUGGAGGCUACGUGGCAUCGUGGCUCAUCAAGCUUCUUCUCUCUAACGGCUACACUGUUCACGGCACUGUCAGAAAUCCAGGCGAUGAGAAAAAUGGGCAUUUGUGGAAGCUUGAAAAUGCAACUGAAAAUCUCAAACUCUUCAAGGCAGAUUUGUUCGAUUUGGAUUCAAUUCUUGCAGCUGUAAAAGGAUGUGAUGGAGUUUUCCAUGUUGCUAGCCCUUCUACUACUUCCGGCCCCAACCCCGAGGUUGAUAUAGUUGAGCCUGCCAUGAAAGGCACCCUGAAUGUGCUCAAAGCAUGCUCCGGAGCCAAGGUGCGACGAGUGGUGCUCGUCUCGUCGAUUGUUGCGGUCGUGAUAAACCCUAGUUUCCCUAAGGACAAGGUGUUGGACGAGGCUUGUUGGUCCGACAAGGAAUUCUGCCGGAACACUAAUAAUUGGUAUUGUUUCUCCAAAAUAGCAGCUGAGGCUGAGGCGUGGGCCUAUGCAGACACAAAUGGGCUUGACUUGGUUUCCGUUUGCCCCGGCAUCAUCCUCGGCCCCAUGCUCCAACAUACCCCAAACGCUAGCACUUUCAUCUUGCUUGACUUGUUCAAAGGAGGGGACGAAGCAAUGGAAAACAAUUUGCGUGUAAUAGUAGAUGUACGUGAUGUAGCCGAAGCUAUGAAAUUAAUAUACGAGAGACCUAAUGCCCAAGGUCGAUACAUAUGCACUUCUCAUAUGAUAAAAAACGAGGAUUUGGUGCAAGAUUUGAAGGAGAUUUAUCCUCACCAUAACUAUCCCAAAAGUUUCAAACAAGGCAGGGGCGUGCCACAAGUGAGUUCGGAGAAACUACAGGGACUUGGUUGGAAAUAUAGGACGUUGAAAGAAACUCUUGUUGAUUCUGUCGAGAAUUGCAAACAAAUUGGCCUUCUCUAAAUUCUAAUCACUUCAAAUUAUGUUGUCCUAUUGCUGUACUCUAAAAUGAAUCAUUGUUGUAAACUGUUUGAGCCAAAAAUAUAUUCUAUCUUUACUUAGAGCUACGGAAAAUAAUUUUAUUUUAUUUUUUCA